UCGGCCGCUUACAGCGUAACCGUCACAUGGCCGAACGGAGUCCAUCGGCAGCUAUUUAAGGCGAGGCCGUGCGCCUUCAGCACCACUUCGCUGUCCACCGUGCCACUGAGAGCACACUGACGCACCGAGUGACGCAACGAGGCUCAGACUACAGCCACGCCGAGCAACACGUUUUGCAAACAUGCCGAGGUCUUUUCUCGUGGAUUCCUUGAUUUUGAGGGAGGCCAACGACAAGGGGAGCGAGAGCAGCCCGCCUCUGUUCCCUUACGCGGUGCACUCGCCGCACCACCCGCACGGGCUGCCGGGUUCCUGCCACUCCAGGAAAGCCGGUCUGCUGUGCUUCUGCCCGCUGUGCAUGGCCGCGUCCCAGCUUCAUCCUUCUCCUCCGACCCUGCCGCUCCUCAAAGCUUCAUUCCCUCCGUUUGGCUCGCAAUACUGCCACUCCGCUCUAUCCAGGCAUCACUCCACAUCAAACAGCGUGAACCUCAGCCACGCUCCAGGGAUAUACCAAGCUGCGUACACGGUUCCAGACCCAAGGCAAUUCCACUGCAUCUCCAUCGAAAACAACAAUGGGAAACUUCAGAGUAGCAAGCGCAUGCGUACUGCCUUCACCAGCACGCAACUUUUGGAGCUGGAGCGGGAGUUCACCUCCAACAUGUACCUGUCCAGACUGAGGCGCAUCGAGAUCGCCACGUACCUGAACUUGUCCGAGAAGCAGGUGAAAAUCUGGUUCCAGAACCGCAGAGUGAAGCACAAAAAGGAGGGCAAGAGCGGCGGGCAGAGGACUGGAUCACACAACUGCAAAUGCUCGUCCCUGUCCGCCGCCAGAUGCUCGGAAGAGGAGGACGACGACAUUCCCGCAUCUCCAUCCUCGUCAGAAAAGGAGGAUGUGGACCUGUCUGUCUCCCCGUAAAAGUCUCAUAGAACUACUGCUGUCUGAAAUUAUUUUUCUGAUCUUGUUGAGAUUUGAACGCUGCCAAAAAAACAAAAAAAAGAAUGAAGGAAAGAAAAGAAAGAAGACUGGGCCAGUUGUGUUCAGUCGUUUGUAAUUAACAGAUAUUUAAUCAGGGAACUGCUCUGAAUUAUUGUAUAGCUGUAUACACGUUGUACGUAUUGUAUGUAGUUUUUUUCUGAAAACAGUCCAUUGUUGUUGCCAAUCCGAUGAGCACGGUGGACAUAUUUGUAAAGACAAAUCCCCAGUCGAUAGCAACAUUGUUAUUAUUUGUAUAUUGGGGUGGGACAGUUUGGUGAAAAUGUGGAUUGAACUGUUACUUAAAUAAAUCUCCACCACUGUCACAUGACCAGGACCACUCUGAAAUUAUAUCUCCGGUGUACCUGAAAAAUAUUUAUUUAUUUAAAAAUGUUGAUACUUGAAUAAAAAUUAUAAUAAGCCGUA
This is a messenger RNA of Xiphophorus hellerii (green swordtail), 1396 nucleotides long. It is a transcript of the gene gsx1, whose product is annotated as GS homeobox 1. The transcript has 2 exons. Gene Ontology annotation, molecular function: DNA-binding transcription factor activity, RNA polymerase II-specific; sequence-specific double-stranded DNA binding. Gene Ontology annotation, biological process: regulation of DNA-templated transcription. The record is from RefSeq and is a predicted model, not a curated record. NCBI's taxonomy places the organism in Eukaryota, Metazoa, Chordata, Actinopteri, Cyprinodontiformes, Poeciliidae. Bases 182 to 913 code for a protein of 243 amino acids. Gene Ontology annotation, cellular component: nucleus.